UUUACGAUGUACGUUUGGGAGCACUAUAUACUGUUGUGCAUGGCAGCUGCCUGUGUUCAGCCGAUUUUCAGUAUAAAAGUAUCAUUCGAACGGUUUGAGCAGUAUUUUGGCGAUGAGUAUAUGCAUUUCGAUCUUCGCGUUCGCAAGUACAAUCGUACUGAAAUGACACUCAACGGGACGAUCUUUGUGAAUCAACCGGUGGAUGAUACGAUUAUGUUUGCCAGUGACAUAUUUCUCAGUCGUCUCGGAAAUCAACAGUUUCAACACUACCCGCUACACCUGCCCACGAGUGGGCUUUGUGAAUUUAAAAACCAUUUGCAUGAGGAGUAUCCUUCGACAAUUGCAGGUAUUGCAAAUAUGCCGAAAAUCGGCGAAUGCCCAUUUACUCCGCGAGCUAUGCACAUUCAGGACAAAACCUUCCCAACGGAGGUACUUCCCGAUUCACUGUCGAACGGUUUGUGGAAGUUGGUGAUCUCCGGUAUAUUAGAUGAAAAGAUAGUGUUGCGAUACAUGAUAAGCGUUCGCCUAAAUGAUGAUUAUUUGAGUUUUUAA
Anopheles maculipalpis is the source of this 552-nucleotide messenger RNA. RefSeq lists its product as uncharacterized. The record is from RefSeq and is a predicted model, not a curated record. The transcript is spliced from 2 exons. NCBI's taxonomy places the organism in Eukaryota, Metazoa, Arthropoda, Insecta, Diptera, Culicidae. The coding region runs from base 7 to 552 and encodes 181 amino acids.